This is a messenger RNA of Funneliformis mosseae, 235 nucleotides long. NCBI's taxonomy places the organism in Eukaryota, Fungi, Glomeromycota, Glomeromycetes, Glomerales, Glomeraceae. The record is from the annotation of a GenBank genome assembly.
CGAUCUUCAUAACCUUUUACUCCUUUACCACAAAGGGAAUGGCGAACCCAAAUCCGUUAAUAUUGAAGGACCAGGUCCAGUACCUUUGACUAUUUGUUCUAAACAAACCGUUACUUGGACGACUACAGGAUUUUCUGCUGAUGAACCAAUAACUUACGCUAUUCUCGCAGAACAUAAUCCUACCCCACCCUUUAUUGCUGAUGCAUGUUAUGCAAUUAAUUUUCGUACAAUUUAA